AUGUUCGCACGGAGUCUGACGGCACUGCUGCUCCUGAGCAGCCUCGUUGUCGCUUUCGCUGGUUCUGCAUCCGCGCACGCCAGCGGUGUCAAGGUCGAGCGACACGCUGCCCGCAAUGCCCGUCUUUCGAAGCGCGGAGAGGGAGGUUGGGGUUUGGUGGAGCAGGCGAACGGCACGCGGACAUCGAACAUCCCUGUCCGGGGAGGUCAGGUGAGUAGCAUCGUCUCGUUUCGCAUUCAUGAUUGUUCUUGCUGCCCCCCCGCACGCCGCCGACGCUCGGUGCUGCAGAGUGCAUGAGACGGACGCCGGGGGCGAACACCGCUCUUGGGUGUGGCGCAAAAAAGACGCCGGCAAGCCUCCUUCAUUACCGGCGCUGCGUGCAUGCUGACGCCGCUUCAUCUGGUGCCUGAUCCCUCGAUCGCAGUAUGAGCUCUAUGCAUGGACACGAGACAAUGUGACGGAGGAUGCAUACAAAAACUUGAAGAGGAUCGUCUUCACCACGCACGGAAUGGGCAGAGAUCCAUGGAACUACCUCUUGCACACACAAAUCGCCUUGACUGCUGCGGUGGAUGCUGGCUUGCCUGUGCAAGAUGGCGAGAUGGGACUGUGGGCACCGAGCUACUGGAACCAGAUGGACGAUCCGGUCGCCAAUCGCACGGACACCAAUUGGCUCUUUUGGUACCGCAACGAGUGGGAAGAUGGCCACAACAGCAUUCUGCCUGAAGGAUCCAAUGUCUCGUCCUUUGAAGUCUUGGACAAUGUCCUCGCUUACUUUGGCAACCGUACCAUCUUCCCCAACGUCGACUCCAUCGUGCUUGCGUCUCACUCUAUGGGGGCCCAGAUGAUGCAACGGUACGCCUUGCUGGGAAAUAUGCCAGACAUUGAGCCAGAGGUCCACUUUGUUGUCGGCAACCCUGGUGCAUACCUCUACAUCGAUGACCAGAGACCAGUGGGCGCCGGCGGUGCAAUGCCUCUGGACAAUUGUUCAGACUGGAACGCGUACAAAUUUGGGCUCAACAAGGUCAGCGAUGAGCUGACGUACGGUGUGCCCAUCCCCAACAAAGACCUGUUAUGGCAGCGCUACCAGCAGCGCAACGUGCAUUACAUGAUAGGACAGCUGGACGACGGUCGCGGUGCCAACAUCAGCUGCCCAGCUUACGUCCAAGGAGACGCUCACCGCACAAGAGGCGCUCUUUUCCACGCUUACUUGGAGCACCUAGGUGGUUUCCCCGCAUCUCAUACCCUCGACUACGUCGAUUGCACUCACGACGACCAGUGCGUCUUCUCUUCGCCACAAGGUCAGCAGAGGUUGUUCUUGCAAUCGAAAAAGGCCGGACAGGACAUGCCUAGCUAUAUCCCCCAAGGCCCUUACAACAAUCUGUUUCAGGGACCCGUCCAAUUCGCGACGUCGGACGGCGAAGCGAGCAGAAUGCCGGAUGGCACUGCUUUUGUGCCCACCUCUUUCCGGGCUACCAACUCUGCAUCCCCUGGCGAUUCGAAAGGCAGCACCGGUUCGCAAGGCAACGCUUCUGGCAAAUCAAGCGGUGCUCUCUCCUCCAUGAGCGCGAACCCUUUCUUCUCUACGAUGGCUGCGCUCGCGCUGGUCGCUCUGGCUAGCCUCAUCACUCUUUGA
Ceraceosorus bombacis is the source of this 1633-nucleotide messenger RNA. The record is from the annotation of a GenBank genome assembly. NCBI's taxonomy places the organism in Eukaryota, Fungi, Basidiomycota, Exobasidiomycetes, Ceraceosorales, Ceraceosoraceae.